Messenger RNA from Sebastes umbrosus (honeycomb rockfish), 1234 nucleotides. It is a transcript of the gene alkal1, whose product is annotated as ALK and LTK ligand 1. The record is from RefSeq and is a predicted model, not a curated record. Lineage: Eukaryota; Metazoa; Chordata; Actinopteri; Perciformes; Sebastidae. Gene Ontology annotation, biological process: positive regulation of ERK5 cascade; positive regulation of ERK1 and ERK2 cascade. The transcript is spliced from 8 exons. The coding region runs from base 223 to 696 and encodes 157 amino acids. Gene Ontology annotation, molecular function: receptor signaling protein tyrosine kinase activator activity; receptor tyrosine kinase binding.
ACAAUCAAAUCUGGCGGGAAAACACACAAACAGGAAGUGAAGUGAUCUGAAACGAGAGGAGAGUGAGGUGCGGUAAAGUGCCGGAUGGCUGCUCUCCUGGAGGCGCAUUCUCUGCAGCGCUUAGGCGGUCACAAGACUUGGACAUCGAAGAAUUUGCUGAAGACAAGUGUGUCCACUCUCCAGGACAUAAGCAUCUUUAACUCCUAAACUAAUAGUGAAGUCAUGCAGGUGGAGAGGAAAUGGCACAUUCUGUUGACUAUCUUCUUUCUGCUCAUCACCUCUGGCCAGUGUAUGGACAGCAAGGAUGUCAAGCAGAGAGAAAGAAGGACCCUGUUGGAUCUAAUCUUACAGGUUAUCAGAGACAGCCAGCAACGGGACAAAGCCGUGUCCAGGCGCUGCACCAGUGGACUCUUCUCCUCAGCCCAAGACAUGAAGUUCUCCUCCCGUGAAAAGCCUUUCUAUGUUCCUAGGCUGGAUAACAGUAGACUCAUAGAAAUUUUUCCUAGAGAUGUAAACAUGAAAGGCAAAUUCAUUCAGCAUUUCACAGCAGGACCAGUCAAGUUCUCGUCGGAGUGCAGAACACACUUUCAUAGACUUUAUCACAACACAAGGGAUUGCUCAAGACCAGCAUAUUACAAAAGAUGUGCAAGAUUGCUAACACGAUUAGCACUGAGUCCACUCUGCAUGCAAUCGUAGAUAUUGCAUGUCCCAAAAUAUUGGAAGAGGGGUCAAUGUGUUGCCAAGGAAGUGCCUUCAAAUCCACAGCAGUCAUAUGAACAUUGUUGUGUUUAUAGCGUUUCUAUUUUUGUUGUUCUUGUUGUCAUUAUUGAAAAAUGCUGAUGGACAUUGUUGGUUUUUGAAUGGAUGUGCUUUUUAUUUGAAAUGUACCUGUGAGAAACAUUAAUUUAAUAUUAAAUACACCUAUUUAUUGAAAGGGUAUGUAUAUAAUAAUGUCACAAUCAUUCGAAAUCUGAUUAUUUUGGUUAUAAAAGUCAUAUCUGAUGGAGAGGAAGCUUUUCUUUUUCUUUUUUUUCUCCUUUAUAUAUGAAUUCCUUUUCCACUAUUAUGCUGAUAUUAUAUUCUGAAACUGGUUUGAAAGAUUUGUCAUGCUCCUUCGUUGUCUUCAUUACAUUUUAUUUGGCACUUGAGUGAUUGCUGACAGUGAGAACAUAUGGAAUGACAACAGUGGUGAUUAUGCACUGCAGUAUUGAACAAUAAAGAAUAUUGAAGCACA